Clunio marinus is the source of this 2564-nucleotide messenger RNA. The record is from the annotation of a GenBank genome assembly. NCBI's taxonomy places the organism in Eukaryota, Metazoa, Arthropoda, Insecta, Diptera, Chironomidae.
AAACAGAAACAGAGCAACGAAGUAACAGAAAAAAUUCCUCGCAAAUCUUAAUCACGAAAUUCAUUUUUCAUCACUUCACUCUGAUUUCGACGAAGUCCGAAGUCACUAAAAAUAUUUUUCCGCUCUGGAUUGUUUUUCUUUCUCUCUUACUACCGAUCGCUGAUCACAAACGCGACCCUGAAGCUUUUUCCUUUUCCUUCACUCAUUUCCAUCUUGUUUAUGUUGUUUUCUUACUUUUUCUCAUCGGCUUUACGUCAAAAUUAACGGAUGUCACCGAAAAAAAAUUCAUUUGCUUGUCCCAAAUCAACACGAAGAAGAUGCGAAGUGAGAAGCUUCAAAUAUUUCCAUUAAUGGUCUCAAAAAUGAUCCCGAUUAACGAUGAAUGAUCGACAAGACAGAAGGCGGGAUUUUCUGUUUAUUUAACAACAAAAUUUAUCUCAUUUUUCAUCGAGUAAUGAAGAUCGAACGUCAUCAAAUCGGAAUUUUUCAUUCAUAAAACGAAAACUUGCGGGUUGCUGCGAGUGAACAAAUGAAAAUGUGCGAUGGGCAAUAAAAAAACGGAAAUAAAUUUCCCAAAAUGAAAAUUCAUUUUACGCUUCACUGAUGUUUCAUCCUCACACUCAAUCGAGUGUUUCAUCCGCAAGACGAGAUGAGUUGUGAUGAGAUUGAAAGGAAGAAGUCAAAUGUAAUCAAACGAAUCGUUUUUAGGUGAUCCAUUCGAGAAAGUGACGAGAAAAUUUCUUCUCACAUUUCGGUGCACAUGAUAACGAAACGUGAACAUCGUGAAAGCAAUAAGGAAAGGAAAAUCAGCUGGGUGGACAUCUUCGACUUCAUUAAAUUCUUAAUUCAUGAUUCACAACUCGUGUUCAGUUUCUUUGUUGCUUUGAUUGUUGCACGAGUCUUGUGAUCUGCACAAAAGCAUUUUUUUAUGCCGAAUCAGUCGUUAGGAAAGUGCAAGCGAAUGUUGUUGAAAGGAUCGAAUCAUUCCUCGAUUUUCAGUUAAAAUUUCUCGAAAGGAAAAUAAAAUUAUGAGUCAAGCAUGCAAAGUGCUUGGCGAUGUCCCAAGAAAAUUCUUUUCCGUUACGACCAAAGUAACUUUAAUGGCUUCCGAUGGGUCGAAUGAUCGUUCCCACGAUCGUGUUCGGAAUGUAUAGUUUAAAUUUUGAAUAUCGUCGUCUCAAUGGCAAGGUUUUUCAUACGGGAAACGAGAUGAAAAAUGUGGCAACAAAGCCGAAAAGCUUAAGUUAUAAGGGAAACAAAAAUUUAUUGAGUUUGCGUGGGUGGAAAAUGUCUCAUUAAUUUUACUUGAUUUAUUUAUUCAACUUUCAAGUAACAAAAGAAGAAUAAACGCUGAGAGACUGUCCACUAGAUAAUCUCUUUCUUUUCAACACAAAACAUUGCGAAUGAUAAAAAUAAAUUUGAAACAAUGUAAAACAAAGCAAAAUGAUCUACAAUUGUAAUGUCGCAACGGAAAUUCAUUGAUGUGCAAUGCGUCGUAAGAUCUCAACUUCAGAUUCUUCAAUGUUGAAUAUUUACAGUUAAUAAUGUUCUCCUAGCGGUGUAAAUUGCCGAACACUUACUGUAUUGUUUCGUUCAUUAUCCGACACUUUGUGCAACAACAUUCAACGUUCGUUCACAGUUAAUUUUAGCUUUACUAUUUAGCUCUUUACAAAAUGCUGAAUGAAAUUCAUUGCAAACUUUCUUUUGCAUUAAUUAAGUUGUUAACUUUUUUAAAUCAAAGUUUCAUAACACUCAGCAUAACAAAACAAUAGAAAAAUCAAAGUUGAAAGUUGGUUUGAAGAAAUGGAUGCUCCAUUAUCUUCAAAAGUUGCUAAAUUUAACCAAGCUGCUACCGAACACAAAAGCAAUCAACUUGAAAAUCCUUUCAGUGGGUCACACGAUUCAAGAUCCAGAAGUCCGAAGUUACUUCUGAAACCGGAAGAGUAUGGAAAACCAAAGCCUGGAUCAUUGACAGAGUUUCGUGGAAUGAAAGCAAAUAUUCAAGUGUAUCAAGAAAUGAUUGAGUUAUGUGGGAUAAUUCAGCAAGAAGGUAGACCAGUGAAAGGUGAACCAGAACUGAGAGAAAUCACAUUCGGAGAAAUCUUCCAAAUUUACGUUCAUAUCAAUGACAAAGUCGCUGGGCUUCUUUUAAGAGCUCGAAAGCAUGAACUUCUGACAUUCGAAGGUGAAAUGUUAUUCCAGAAAUAUCACGACCAUGUGCACAUUUAUUUGUUGCGACCUUAUAAAGAAAUCAAAGAGAUUAUGUCAGCGAAACAAAACGACAUCCGUAGAAGUUUAAGUCCCAAUCCAAGAUAAAAUUCUCAUCUUUGUUCAUCAUUUGUGUUUUCUUUUGUAUAAAUUAGAAUCUCAGAAUUUUUAAAAUUGUUCCUUCCAGACCAACCAAUGAAUUGCCCUAACUAUUUAUUAGAUUAAUGUCACCCAGAAAACCCCACCAUGAAGAAUAAGAAGCAUCCUGUGUCAUUAGAUUUUAGACGAGUUUUCUUAAUUCAUCAUAAAAAUUCAAUUUAGGAAGCAAUAAAAGAGAAAAAUUUAUUUUCAAACUG